AUGUAUGGGUAUUUCACAAAUGGUAGCCAGUUCGAGAACUCACCAGAAGAGCUUGCAAAGUACCGGCAGGAAUACCUGCGCGUUGUCAAGGCUCUGGGAUCGAACAAUGACGGCACAGGGCCAGAAGAAGUGGACGUCACAUUGACUCGUCAGUCGCUUGUCAUGAAGAGCAUUUGCAUAGCAGCAGGGAACUUUGUUUCAACCUGGCCAAUAGUGGGAAAGGUGUUCAAAGAAAUCGCGCGUCUCGUUGGCCCAGAGGCCUAUCAAGAAACGGAAGGGAAGAUCCCCAAGCAGGGUGGCGGGAAGGAAGACUUAGACGCACCACAGAACCCCGCGCAUGGCAAAAACAAAGCAGGAGACGAAGUACAAGAAGAGGCAGAAGGCGCCAAUUCUGGGUUGGAGAGCGAUAGCGAGGAAUCUUUCAUCUGGAAGGACGACAUGGGAGAAUUUCGGUUAUGGUUAAUCGCUCACACUCUCGUGGACGAUAGCCUAGACGAGCAGCGCAAAGCAUUGCUGAAAGAAGGGUUCGAUCGAUUGCUUGCCCGAGGAUGA
Messenger RNA from Endocarpon pusillum Z07020, 552 nucleotides. RefSeq lists its product as uncharacterized. The record is from RefSeq and is a predicted model, not a curated record. Bases 1 to 552 code for a protein of 183 amino acids. Lineage: Eukaryota; Fungi; Ascomycota; Eurotiomycetes; Verrucariales; Verrucariaceae. The transcript has a single exon.